UGAGUCAGUUGGGCGAUGUUCGUUUUAGUAGUUGCCGGCUUGGAGAGCCUUCGACGAGAUUCGAGACGUCUAACGCCGCUCAUAUAAAACUGAGGCGUCGAUCGCGCUGGAUGGUUAGUCCGCGGCGUGAGGUUGUCUAAUUUUGACCGUUUGGGGAGACCCAAAUGGACCUAAGGAGCGUUUAAUUAAUUGACGUGCGUGAAGUUGCGAGCUGCAGGCCAGAUCUUUUGCUGGAUUAUUGUGAAGAAUUGUGCAAUACGGGUUCGGUUCGAGAGAAAACGGUGUCAAAGUGCUUUCGGGGUUUGCCCAGGUGGAACCGGUUUGGUGAUCUUCAACUGUUAGUUUCUACGUUUCGUGGAGAUUUGAAGAAGUGCUGUUUAGUGUUAGUUUUGAAGUGGUCAUGAUCUAACAGUUGAAGUGAAUAUGUCUCAAAAGAAGAUGUUCGGAAAUUGGAGUAGAUCUCUGCUCUGGUUAUUGUCACUACUGGUGGUGCUAAAUCACGAUGUCUUCGUUCGCGCUAGGACUUCGGACCGGCUUAAGGUGACGAUGCCCCACGGUGGAGUGCUGGUGGGACGGUAUUUGCACUCCUUUACCGGACGGGGCAUUCUGGCGUUUCUGGGAGUUCCGUACGCGAAGCCACCAGUUGGCGAGCUGAGGUUUAAGGCCCCCCUUCCGUUCGGUGACUGGACAGGUGUUAGGACCGCCCUAACCGAUGCGCCCCUCUGCAGCCAACGCGACCCCUACCGGCGUGACAUGGACAUCUCCGGCGUCGAGGACUGCCUGCAGUUGAACGUGUACGUUCCGGAGCGACCUGCGCAGGUGGGUCCACUUCCGGUGAUGGUGUUCUUCCACGGCGGUGGCUGGCAGUGCGGUUCCGGAAACAGGAUGUUCUACGGACCGGACUUCCUGCUGGAUCAUGACGUGGUGUACGUUGGAGCCAACUUCCGGUUGGGACCACUUGGGUUCCUGAGCACCGAACAGGAGGACUGCCCCGGGAACAACGGUCUCAAGGAUCAGAAUCUGGUUCUGCGGUGGAUUCGGGACAACAUUGCCGCCUUUGGGGGUGAUCCGGACUCGGUUACGAUCUUUGGGGAAAGUGCCGGUGGAGCUAGUGGAACUUACCAUAUGAUGUCACCAAUGUCGAAGGGGCUGUUCCAUCGGGUAAUUUCGCAGUCCGGAGUUAAUCUGGAUGCGUGGGCGCAACCUGCGCACACUGGAGUGGCUCGCAAGAGGUCCGUUGAACUGGGUGAGAUGCUAAAAUGUCCCCAAGGAAAGGAAGGAAAGUUUGCCGAGAUGAUGGAUUGUCUGCGACAGGUUCCGGCGGCGGAAGUUACCAAGGCAUUCUACGGGUUCUUUACCUGGGACACCGAUCCGAUGAUACCGUUUCCGCCGGUGGUGGAGCCGGAUCUCCCGGGGGCGUUCAUCACCAAACAUCCCCGCGAUGAGUACGAACCGCACGCGCUUGGUCUACCUUGGAUGACCGGGCUGACGCUGGACGAGGGAGCGCUGAAGAGUGCCUCCCUCAUCAACCUGUCGGAGCUGCGGGCCAGCCUGAACGAAAACUGGGAACGGGCGCUGCCCGUGUCGCUGUACUACAACCACCACCUUCCGGACCGGGCCCGCGUCGAGGACAUUACCGGUGCGAUCGGAAGCUUCUACUUUAACGGCCGAAAGUUAAUUAAGGAAACGGAACAGAACCUAACGAACCUUUACUCGGACGCUUGGUUCCUCGCCGGAAUGGACGAAUAUUUGCGCAUCCGGCUGGAGGGCGGACGGAAAACUCCGGUGGGUCCCACGUUUGUGUACCUGUUUGCCCAGCGCACGGCGGCCAGCUUCACCGAGAUUUUCGAGGGUGGCAAGGAGAACUACUACGGGGUUUGCCACGCCGAGGAGUUGCAGUUUUUGUUCCCAAUCGCGAAGGACCUGUUUGUAACGGCCGUGCCGACCCCCGAAGAGCUUGAGGUUCGCCGCGCCAUCACCAAGCUGUGGGUUGACUUUGCCCGGACGGGUCAUCCGACGCCGGUGGAUUCCGAUGGUGGAAAGGUGCCCCGGUGGCCACCGACGGAUCGGUUUCCGCUAACAUACCUGCGGAUUGGUAGUUUGAACCCCGACCGGGAGCCGCUUUUCGCGGUCGAGCAGGGUUUCAUGGAGGAACGGGCUGAGUUUUGGAGGAAGUUGAAGGCUCACCAUCCGGCGGGGUCGAUGGUGAAUGAAGUGGCUAAGGAUGAAUUAUAGGAGGUGGACUUGGUUUUAGGAAGUGAGCAAUAAUAAAAUGGAAUACUCGU
Messenger RNA from Culex pipiens pallens (northern house mosquito), 2285 nucleotides. RefSeq names its product venom carboxylesterase-6. The transcript is spliced from 6 exons. The coding region runs from base 424 to 2235 and encodes 603 amino acids. NCBI's taxonomy places the organism in Eukaryota, Metazoa, Arthropoda, Insecta, Diptera, Culicidae. The record is from RefSeq and is a predicted model, not a curated record.